AUGCUGUCCUUCGCUGCAGGAGUCAUGAUCCUGGUCUCGUUCGUGGAGGUGUAUAACGAAGGGCUGGAACAGCUGCAAGACGGCAGCUAUUUAUCGGACGCGACGCUGGGCAAGGGGGCGGCCUUGUCCCUCUUCUUUCUCGGCUGGAUCAUCACCAGCGUCCUAGACGGCGCAUUACACCUCGCCACUGACUGGAGACAGUCCACAGCCGGAGGCACCGCCGUAAGGAAACCCUUGCCGACCAAACAGUUAUCUGGCAAGCAGUUAGAUGCGCAGUCGCUGGCUGCGGCGUCCGGGGCUGGCAGGAAGUCUCUGGAGACCUGCCUGCACGGGAGUUCGCCGGUGUGGGAAGGCGAGCAGUGGGAGGGUGGCCAGUGCGAUGGCCUUCACCAGACGCGCACGUCGCGGAACGGAAGCGCGAUUUACCCUGCGCACACGUGUGUGCGGCGCGAAUCAGCGCUGCGCCAAACAUUGACGUACGUGAUCCAGAGGCUGGGGAACUCGCCCGCGGUGGCGGCAGUGACUGGGCGCAAGGCUGUGAGCCCCUGGGAGCAGGAGCGGGUGCGCCGCGAGUUCGAGGAAGAGGCGGAGUCGAUGAAACACGUGGGCUACUUCACGGCCGCGGUUUUGGCUCUGCACAAUAUCCCCGAGGGCAUGGCCACUGGCGUCGCCUCCCACACAGCGGUUCGGGUGCAGCUGGCGCUGGCCAUCGGCAUCCACAACAUCCCCGAGGGCCUUGCCGUCGCCGUGCCCAUCUACUACGGCACCAAGAGCCGCUCUUGGGCCCUGCUCAUGACCUUUGUCUCCGGCAUGGCCGAGCCGUUCGGCGCCCUCCUGGUCAGCUUCAUCAGCCCCCGCAACCUAGGACCCGCCCUCCUCCUCACCGCCGGCAUCAUGGUCAACGUCGCCGUCAAGGAACUGCUUUACAAUGCCUGGCGCAACGACCCCGCAAACCAGGUCACGAGCGUCGCCUUUUUCUUCGGCAUGGCCGUCAUGGGCCUCAGCCUCAUCGCACUGAACCAGGUGCCCCUCGACUCCGCUCCGCCUCCGCUCCCCCUCCCCGUACUCUAA
Molecule: messenger RNA, 1071 nt
Organism: Gregarina niphandrodes
Lineage: Eukaryota; Apicomplexa; Conoidasida; Eugregarinorida; Gregarinidae
Product: metal transporter family protein
Exons: 1
Coding region: 1-1071 (356 amino acids)
Biological process (GO): zinc ion transmembrane transport
Cellular component (GO): membrane
Molecular function (GO): zinc ion transmembrane transporter activity
Source: RefSeq, a predicted model, not a curated record